This is a messenger RNA of Epinephelus moara (kelp grouper), 8534 nucleotides long. RefSeq lists its product as uncharacterized. The record is from RefSeq and is a predicted model, not a curated record. Gene Ontology annotation, molecular function: tumor necrosis factor receptor binding. The transcript has 4 exons. Gene Ontology annotation, biological process: immune response. Gene Ontology annotation, cellular component: membrane. The coding region runs from base 3299 to 4006 and encodes 235 amino acids. Lineage: Eukaryota; Metazoa; Chordata; Actinopteri; Perciformes; Serranidae.
AUAAUAAUGACCGCGAUGUGGUUUUUCCACAAAAACUUACAUCCUGGUGUUAAACUGAUAUUUAGAGGUCCAGUGUGUAGGAUUUAGAGGGACAUAUUGGCAGAAAUGGAAUAUAAUAUAAUAACUAUUUUUUCUUUAGUUUAUAUUCAUCUGAAAAUGCGAAUUGUGUUUUCUUUGCCUUAGAAUGAGCCAUAUAUAUCUACAUAGGGUCCUCGUCUAGAGAUCGCCAUGUUGCACCACCAUGUUUCUACAGUAGUCGUGAUCGGACAAACUAAACACUGGCUCUAGACAAAGCAAAUCAUGUUUUUCAUUUGCAGCCCCUCUGCAACAAGAGUGUCAGAAAAACAUUGAUUUUUUUUAAUGUGAAAUUACUUUAUUCAGUGUAUUUAGCUUGACAGAUUUGUUUCUUCAGCCUCUGGAUAAAAUAUCAGAGAAAAAAGCUAAGAACACAUUAGCAGGUGUUAGGCUAGCAGCCUGAUCCACCUAACAGCAUCAGAAAAAUAUGAUUUUUUUUUUUUUUUUUUACAAUGACACUGAUUUAUUCAGUGUUUUUACCAGUUUAUAUCAUUGGGUCUGUUAUUUUUUGGAGGAGACGUCUGCGGAAAAAAACCUUCUGAACGUCUGGAUGAGGAAAAAUGUGAGCAAACAUCAGUAGGUGCUUGUCUCAGACAGGGUGAACUGGAAAGACGCAGAUUUGUAACAUGAAACUGCUUCAUUCAUUUUUUUUUCUGUGUGUGUGUUUUUUACUGGUUUAAAUCAUCUGGUUAGUUUGUUUUGGAGAGAAGGAGACCUCUGCAUAUACAGUAAUUUGGCUCCUGGUAAAAACCUGCUGAACAAUGAACACUUUUAGCUGGUUGCAAUCUGCAAUCCUCACUGCUAGAUGCGACUAAAUCUUACCUGCUGUUGAUUUAAGGUGAGUGCAGAGAAUCUUUCUCUCUUCAGCAAAUGAGUGUGAAAACAGUCUUCUAGUGUCAAAAUCUGCACAUACAUCAUUCUGCACAGUAAAGCUCAAACACCCAACUAGUAACGACAAGCAAAAUACGCUUUGAAUAAAUUCAUCAUGUAUUAAUAAUUCUGCCUCACCAACACUGGUUCUACAAAUUCCUAAGUCCUCAUGUUAAUACUAUUUUAUUCUUCAAAACAAGAUUUGCAUUUACUGCUGCAGGCUGGCCUCGACUAUCCUCUCUGCAACAACCUGGCUAUGGCCCUGCCCAUCUCCCAUCCACAGAACAGCUGUAGGGUCUCCAUAUUAUUCUGAUGCUAUCCCUAUUUUUCCUGUGACAUCUCACCUCUCAGCCCACUGCAGUCUGUUUUAUCCACUGACUGAAGCCUGCCUAUCUCUUAACACACAAACACACACACUUCCUGUUGCUGUUGUUACUAUGUCACUAUUAAAAUGCUGACAGGAUGAAUCUUGUACUGAUUUCUUAAUAAUAGUAUAGCAUUUUCUGUUUCUAAAGCGGUCUGAAUUAUUUGGCCACUUACGCAACUACUGCUAAAUGAAUACUUGCUUAUUUUACAGUUUUUUGGGGACUUGCUAAAAUGUCAUGUGAGAAUGAUGGGUGUUACAGAGGUGGACACUUUUCUAUAGGCAAACGGAUUAUACAGAAAUGAGAAUGCUUUCAUACACUUCAUUUAAAAUAGAUUAAACAAAUUAUCAAUCCUGACUCCAGGGUUAGUUUGAUUGAAGGAGAGUGUGAGUACUGUAGCCAGGGGAGCCAAUGACUUUUUCAGGAAUUAAGACAAUGCUAUUUAAAAGAAAACCUGGACCCUAUUUUCCUAUGCUUGUCAGUGACUAAUAGACAUUUUUUAAUUUGGUCAUGUAGAGAGAGACCACUGAAACAAAACAGGCUGCAAUGUAAUCUCUGUGGGCAAUUGUGCUGAUUUACAUCCAAUAAAAGUGCUUGCUUUUGCCUCUGACAGGUUCACAUUGUUAUUAUAAGUGUCUAACAACAUUAUAAAAAAAAGACCCUACAGAGAAAUUAAAUGUAUUUCUUCAGCUUUCGCUAGUCUGUUUGUUAUGGUGACCAAGGCUCACUCAAGGAGAAGUCUUGUUCUGAAAUCUUGUGAGAGGUGGCUUGACAACUCUGGGCUCAUUUGUGAGAGCCCGAGAGAGGAGUGCCGGGAAAAGUUUGUUGUGUUGGAGUACAGAAAGCAUAACUGUGUUAUCUAAAAGAUUUUCAAUGUCAUGGCUGAACAUUUAGCUGAUUUCGAGAACGUGGAAAAGAGAUUUUAGAACGAGACUUCCUUGAGCGAGAUAUGGUAACACAUUAACAAACAGACCGGAUCAGUGAAAGGUAAAAAAAAAAAUGACGGUACACAAUUGCCCCUAGGGAUUACACUGCAGCCUGUUUUACCACUGUGUCUGCAAUGCUCUGUCAAAAAAAAACUGCUGUCUCCAUCAGUCACUAAGACACAAAAAUAUGGAAAAAAUAGGGCGCAGUGUUCAAAAAUACUUAAGUUUUCCUUUAAUGCCCAGUCAAGUUCUAUUAGACUUAUAAUUAGUAUAAAGUUGCAUAAUGUUCUUCAGAAUUAUCAGUUAUUUUCAUUUUCAUGUAAAAAUGUUGCAUCAGUGCUUUUAUUAUGCUGACUAGAUCAUAUGGCUAUGAUUGUGGUUUGGAUGACAUUAUAGUUAAACUGACAGUAUUUUUUUAAUUUUAAUUUGUUUCAGCUUCAGAGGAAUGCACCGUUUUCACUAUGACAGGUAUGAAGUUGGCUUAAGUGCUGUCUUGACAGUCGUCAUGAAUGGGAAGUAAAUCAGCAGGCAGGGGCAGGAGGCCGAUUUUAUAUUCAUUUACAAAGACAAAUCAGUGGCACUGGUAUUGGCGGAGGGUGAUUAUCUUGUCGUUCGUGUCGGCUCUUUCUCCUCGUCACGGCAUAUAUUAAAAGCUCAGUCGGUACUGAUGGGGUUGUCUCUUACAGUAAGGGGUAAGAAUGUGAGGGAUAGCUGUAGAAAGUCAUGUCGUGAUAUGGGACUACAACAACUUCCCCCAUUAAGUCCUUUGUUGGUUUUGGUUGUGCACUUGUCAUUAGAGGCAAACUAAUCGAACCCGUGGGAGCGGGGGUAUGCAAGCUAUUGUUAACAAUAUAAUGGCUGUCCCAUGAGAGGAGGCUGCGGAAAACUCACUUCAGAAAGAGGAAGUUCGUGUCUGACUCCUGACACUAAGUGAAACUCGGGUAGCCUAAAUCGAGACUCCUUAACAUUGCAGUGGUUUUCAACGUGGGCGACACCGCGCUGAUAAAUGGAGAUGUAGGAUGGGAGCCGGCGGCUGAUCCGUGAAUAGCCUAAACCAGCUGCAUGGAGGAAGAGGGCUGCUGCUACUGCGGAGGGGAGGCAGGACUACACCGGCCAAACGCUUUUCAAUUUCUCCGCCAGACAGAGACACGACCACGGCGAACGGCUCAGUUUUUCGUCGUGGCGCUCCUUCUACUGAUUUCUGUGGCUCUGGCUUUGCUGGUCGUGAUCACGGUGGUGCUCGGAGGGCGAGAUCAUCAGUCACCGGACAGCCAGCUGUUGAUGCAAUCUGAGAGGCUUUCAUCAGGUGACAGACAGCAGCAACCCAAAGACUUCAAGAAUCCAAGUGCAAUGCUAACAGCUCCUAAAGGCAACAACACUGUUGGGGAAUAUCUUGCAUGGGAGAGUGACGAAGGGAAUGCCUUCUGCCAUGGAGGGUUCAACUACUCCAGCGGGAACCUCGUUGUGCCCAGGAAGGGCAUCUACAGAGUCUUCUUGCAGAUCACCUAUGAGGGCGCGGGUUUGAGUGAUGAGCUGAGACUCAGCAACACAGUGUUUGUUAUCGGGGAUAAUUACAAAAACAAUGUGCCACUCCUGUCAUCAGUCGAGACAGUGAGUUGCAGCAUGAAGCAGUGGAGGAAAUCCCUCUAUACAGCCGGCUUGUUCUCCCUGGAGGCUAACAGCAGACUACGCGUGACAUCAUUGUACCCUAAACUUAUUGUUCUUGAGAAAGAAUCCCAGGUGUUUUUUGGUGCCGAACUUGUGUCUUAGUAAUCCGGUCAGAAUUACCUCAGUCUGAUCUUGAAGUUGUUUGCACAUUCAACUCCUUAGGAACAUAAGGGAAAAUACCAGUGUAGCUUUAUGAUUUCUUUUACUAUUACUGUUCAUGAGAACCCACUGAUGACUCUGUAGCAGCAAGAAGCUACCAGUAUCUGCUUCGCUGUAGGUUGUUUGCUUUACCUUAUUGAAGCUAGUGGCUGCCUUAUUUUUAACUCAUUAAUAUCAGCUUACAGAGACAUACAGUAACGAUGGCUUAACAAUGCCUCAGCACUGUUCUAUAGAGCAGAUACAUUUUCUGAACAGCAUCCUUAACAUUUGUAACUGCACAUGCUUCUGGCAAAAUAGGCACUGUCAGCUGUAUUGAAUAUAUCCUAUCCACUUAAGCCAAUGUUGGGGGUCACGGGGGGGCUGGAGCCUAUCCCAGUUGAAAUUGGGCAAGAGGGGGGUACGCCCUGGACAGGUCACCAGACUAUCAUAGGGCUGACACAUAGAGACAGACAACUAUUCAAGCUUAUAUUUACACCUAGAGGCAAUUUAGAGUUAUCAAUUAACCUGCAUGUCUUUGGACUGUGGGAGGAAGCCAGAGAACCUGGAGAAAACCCACGGGGAGAACAUGCAAAGUCCGCACAGAAGGGCUCCCCCAACUCAGGAUUCAAACCCCCCACCCUGGGUCCUAACUGUACCACCAUGCUGCCACUACUACCAACCAGACUGAGCUAAAUGUGAGGCUUCAACAAUAGUGUUGAACAAAAAGGGAUUGUUCAUGUAAACAGUACAGUUUUCAUCGUCUACCUACAAAGAGGAAUAGAUUGCCACCCUUACUGUACAACAUUAAUACUGUAGUGUCAGGUUUUAAAAAAUAUAAUACACUGUUUCGUAUUUUUGCACACACCCUACUUUAAUGCAUACACUACAUUUUCACAUGCUUGGAAUGACAUAAAAAUUAUAAGAGAUAUAUAAUCAGAAUGUGCCUAAGAGAAUGAUGGCUACAAUGACAGGUCUGUCAUCAAACUUAAGGGCAAUAUCCCUAUCUGACAUUACUCUCAAUCUUCAUUAGUAAAUUACCUGUCAUUAAAAACAAACUUAGCAACAUAUCUUGAACUAUGUGUUUAGUCAUGUAGGCUGAGAAUGUUUUACUGAUUUUACUGUUAACCUUCUUUCAUAUCAUAUAAAAUGAAUGCCUGAAGUUAUUUAUUUUGCUACUACUUUAUAUAACUAAUAUUAGUGAAGUCUGCUGCUGAAUUUGGGGUCAUGUUUCAGUCAGUAGAACUCUGAUUUAAUUAGUCAGCAGGUAUAAAAAGGUGUAGACUGUGUUGUUAAGGCAGACGAGUUGAGCAAUAGCUGGGACACAUCAGGUUUAUUCAUUUCACAUGGAGCUAAAAUUAAUACAGAUUUAUGUUGAAUGUUCGCAGAAUGUGUUGGUGUCUGUUUAUGAGUCUUAAGAAAUCAUAAAUAAUCUUUUAGUAGUAGUUGUUCUUCAUCAAUAAAAAAAUGCCAGCUUCUCAUAGUUUAGGAUUUUCUGUCUUACAUCACUGUCAGCUGUAUAUCUGAAUAUCUGUGAUUUCAACUGUUGGUCGGACAAAGCAAGCACUUUGAAGACACCACCCUGCAUUAUGAAAAUACUAAUCAGUCUUUUAAAAGUAUUUUCUGACAUUUUACAGACUAAAAAAAUCCAUUAACCAAAAAAUAACAAACAGACUGAUCUGGUGUCCUGACAUAGAAGAAUCUGAUUUUUUCACAUGGAAUAAGUAAGGGCCCAGAGAUGUCAUGACAAUUUGCUUAUUAGAUGACAAUAUUUCUUGAUUGCAAGUGUACAUUGGUAUUUCUGUAGAUUAAAGGUCAGGGUAUCAUUGAAAGCAUUAGGACUCAAAUUUUGGGGAACAUAAAUUUCCACAAAAAUUUCUGCAGAAUUUUGAAUGUUAGUUUUCAAGAUGAGCAAAGCAUUGAACAAGGGGAUAUGUCUUGGACAAAUAUUUUGCUCUAAAAUGUCAGACAGACUGACAUAUUGAUCAAAAAAGGCCACCAUUGUUAGGCCAGCACCCUUAGGUUUUGCCCCACCUUUAAAAAUAACUGGACUGUAGCAAGCACGGCUGUGUCAUUGUAGGGAGCAUUCCAGGGAACAAAUCCAGGUUCACUUAUUAAAUCAUGUUGCUUUUGGCUUGUGUCCAACACCAACAUGCCAAUAACCACAUAAUCACCUCAGCCCAAUAGGUUGUCAUACUAAUACUCAGUGCUGUUAGCAGCAGUUGAUUAUUAAAAUCCCCUUGGGUUCAUUUGAGGCAAUUAGAAAUUUCAGCUUUUUGUGACAAACCUCAAAUACAUUAUAUUUGCACAUUUCAUCGGAAUCAUAUCAAUGUUUCUGAAAUCCCAUAGUAAAUGAGCUGCCUUUGUCGCCAGGAGGUGGAAGGGAUAGGGGAUGGUGCAGGCAAAACACCUGCCAAGCUGCAGACAGCUGAUCCAGACCAUCAAACAAAACCUGUUUUGUCAAUUCUGUUUUUUCAGCUGCUUUAUAUGCAACAAACGUGGGUGUUUCAUAGCAGCUUGUUGCUUUUAUUUCAGCGAGGAUAGUGGCAUGAAAAGCGGUUGUUUUUUACUGAGACAUUGCCGCUAUUCCUGCAGGGAUUGUGCCCCCAAAACCACAGUGAUGGUAAAACUUAAAGUUUCAAUGUAUCCGCUACAUAUCGUGCAAAUGUGACAUAUCCGUGGUUUUCAGAAACCCACAAUGCCAACAUAUUUUCUGGCGACUGGGUUGGCAAGAAAUAUUGACCCCUGUCCCCAAUAUUGACUGUGUAAAUAAGCUACUGUGACAUCAACCAUGAGUUUGUCUGGUUCAUAGUAGGCUGUAAAGAUGUUUAUUUCUGCUGUAAAGUUAGGCAUUUUAAUAUGGGGGUCUAUGGAGAUUUACACUGUUUUUGGCACUUCCUUACUGGCUUGAUUUUUCAGCCUCAGAGGUUGCAGGUCCUGAUUCAGCCAACCCCCAAUCUUUUUUUUAAGCUAGGGGACAUUUUUUGAAAGGUGUCACUGAAAAUCGUAAACAGUUGGUCAGUCUCUCUUUUUCACCAAGAUUAAAAAUGAGUCAAUAACUGUCAUUUCAAUAAGGAGAUAUCAAUUGGAAACAUGUAAAAAGUCAGCAGCGGUCAAAAACUUUGGCAAUUAGACUCUACUUGUGUGAAGCAUCUUCCUUAAACCUGAAGAUAAGAGAUAGAGUAAGGAGAUUGUAAUGAUAUUUAAGGAGCAACGUCCAAGGACAGAUUGGCUUGAGGCACACAAGCAGAGGCUCGAGGAACACAGAUAUGGUGAGGUAGGGUUUUAUGAAUGAAAGGAAUUUUGACAGCACUUUGUAACACAAGAGUCAAUAGUAUUCCAAGAAGUCAAGUUGUUAGUCAUUUUCGCAUGUAGAUUUUAUUUGAACAGCUGAAUGUGAUUAGUGCUAUAGGACAUUAGUCACUUACAGCAUUAAAGUCAUUUGAAUAAACACUCCAGAUGAAAUGAAAUACCAUACAGGGCUGAAUUAGUCUGUGUUGCAAUAGCUAACUCAGCAGGUUUGAUAAGGGAGGUUUGAAGAGUAGUAAACAGUGCAGAGUUACCGGCAGCCCACGCCCACACAGUCCAGCUGCCAUGAUCACUUUUUUGGCUAAAUGUGUUUAUGGUUUAUUAUGUAAUAAAAAUGAAAAAAAUGCAAAACCACUUUCACCACCGCCAAGGACAAACAGAUUAUUCUUAUAUAUAGUCUGGUUCUGCCUUUCCAGUGUCAACAUAUAGAUAUAUAUAUAUGUUUUGAAGUAAUGUUGAAAAAAAUGUUGCAACUCAUGUCUUUUUCAAAAUGAAGAAUAAUCAUCUAGUUUAUAACUGCAGGGUGUAUGUGUGAGCAGCAUGCAGUUGACCCACACAUGGUGACAGAAUUUUUCCAAGUCAGGAAAGGACAAAUUUGUACAUUCAAUUCAAUGAUAUUUUAAAAUUACACCUCUUGUGAAAUUGACUUAGGAAAUAGAAUGUGCUGGAAACGUAAAACACAUUUAAGUAUAUGCAAAGUGUGAAACUCCUGAAUGACGCUGUUGUCAUCUCUGUUUGAAAAGUGAUGGCUCAGAGUCAGACGCACAACUGGCUGCAUGUCUUGACUCAAGAUGUUUGAGGAAUGUCACAACAGUCUGCUGUUGGAUCAUAAAGGAUCAUUAUACACUUGCUGUAUUUAUGAGUUGAUGAAUUUGACUUUUCUCUCUGUAAGCUGUAUAAAAAAAAAACGUGGAAAAAGUUUUGCUCUUUGUUAGUUUUAAUAUGAAAGGUGCUGUUGUUGCUUAGCACUCUGUACUCUGAGUUGGUGCUAUGCAAAUUAACAUUUUCCUACUGAAAGAGAUCAUAUGAUUCAUGUUUAUUUUUAUGUGAAUAGUUUCUAAAAAAAAAAGAAAGAUUAAUGAAAAGAAAAAUACUUGGAUGACAAAACACAAAGCUAUUUCCUUCUGUCUGUGGGGAGUGGAAAUGUGGGGAUAUAUUUUUUGCCUGACAUUACUUCAUAUCCCAG